Messenger RNA from Trypanosoma theileri, 660 nucleotides. Its product is annotated as putative DNA-directed RNA polymerases II. The record is from RefSeq and is a predicted model, not a curated record. NCBI's taxonomy places the organism in Eukaryota, Euglenozoa, Kinetoplastea, Trypanosomatida, Trypanosomatidae. Gene Ontology annotation, biological process: DNA-templated transcription. The transcript has a single exon. Gene Ontology annotation, molecular function: DNA-directed RNA polymerase activity; DNA binding. The coding region runs from base 1 to 660 and encodes 219 amino acids. Gene Ontology annotation, cellular component: RNA polymerase III complex; RNA polymerase II, core complex; RNA polymerase I complex.
AUGAGCAGUGAAAGCAAUGCGAUUGGACAGGAGGCGUUGGUGUAUGAUAAGAUGUUCCGUGUGAUGCGCACGGUUGGGGAGAUGAUGCGUGACCGGCGCUAUCAAGUGGCCGACCGCGUGAUUCCCUCAAGUGUGGAGGAGUUCCGCGAUUGGUACACCGACCCCCGCGAGGGGACCAUUCACCGCGAGCGGAUGACAGUCCCGUGCGAGCGGGUCGGCGGGGCGCAAAGGGGCCGCGCGAUGGUUUUCUUCGCCGAUGGACUCGCGAUGGAGGCGAUGAAGCGAUACCACACACAGGCCACAGAGGCAAACUGCGAUCGCGUUGUCAUCGUCUCACAUGGAAGAGUGAACGCCACGGUGCGGAGACAUGUGGAGGACCUCAAUCGUAGCAGUCUUAAUCUUAAGAUACAACUCUUUGAUGAGGAUGAUCUGGUGGUAAAUAUCACCCAUCAUGAACUCGUGCCAAAGCAUACACAACUGGAAGAAGAGGAAGUGAAGGAGAUGUUACAGGCACAUGCACUGGAAAUGAGCAUGCUACCACGUAUUCUUUCCACAGAUCCUGUUGCUGCUUACUUGGGACUGGAGCGGGGACGUGUCGUGCGUAUCGAGCGUAAGAGUAUGUCUGCAGGAGUGUACGUGACGUACCGACAAGUAGUGUAG